Molecule: messenger RNA, 786 nt
Organism: Macrosiphum euphorbiae (potato aphid)
Lineage: Eukaryota; Metazoa; Arthropoda; Insecta; Hemiptera; Aphididae
Source: the annotation of a GenBank genome assembly
AUGGCAUCACAAAUAUUCACCUCCUCUCCUAGUCCCAGAACAUCAAAGAAACAAGAAAAAAUCAAGGACACAUACAUCAAACCAUGUAUUAAAUCAAACUGCCUUAUCAACACCGACACCUUCUUUCCUUUUACGACAACUCCCUUCUGGCAAUGGACCCCUAAAAUAAACACUCAGCUUCUCCAUUUCAAAAAGAACAGCACUCUUCAAAAAAUUAUCACAAUGAACUUCAAUGACAUCUUACACACCGAAUUUCAGGAUUUUAAUCAUAUAUACACUGAUGCCUCUAAAACCAGUGUCGGAGUAGGAUUUACUUACUCCACAAGCCUCACUUCAAAACAAUUCAAACUCCUCCCUGAAGCCAGCAUAUUCACAGCGGAAACCCAAGCUAUUAAAGAAACUUUAAUAUUCAGAAAGUCAACAAUCUCAAAUAACAUUUUAAUAAUCAGCGACUCCCUAAGCGCCCUUCUAGCCAUCGAAGCACCGAACCCCUCUAACGAGAUAAUUUACCAAAUCCACAACAUCAUCUCAUCGACCCAUAAAGUAAUCGAAUUCAUGGGGGUUCCCUCAUAUACGGACAUCCCUAAAAAUGAAAAAGUGGAUAUGCUAAAAAACGAGGCAAUCACCGCGACCUCAUCCACAACCAUUACUACUCUUCCAUACCAAUACUUAAAAAGAUGUAUAAAUAUACACACUGCCAAUAUGUGGCAAACAUCCUGGGAUGAAAUACCAAUCACAAAUAAGCUAAAAUCGAUUAAAAAGAAAAUCACUAAAUGGUAUACUUAG